UUAACUCUUAAAUAUCUUCCGCCGAAGGGUACAAGGACCAGCUACCCUUCGCCUAGCCCUCUUUCAGAGACAGAGAGACCUCUCUGGUAACCCAAAUAGCAAUUUGACUCGCCAACAAGAAAGAGUUAUGGGAAGCACAAGUGCUCUGCUCUAUAAUCUACAGCUCAACAUUACCCAGUUCUUGAAAUGUCUUGAUUCAAACACAAAUCAUAAAAUCCCUUUGCAUAUCAACCAAAGAAGACCCAAAUUGGGUGUCUCAUGUAGGAUGGACUACAAAAAGUUCGGCAGAGUUGUGUGCUUUGCCGUUGAAGAUGCAACAGAAAAGCAACCCGAAUUGGGUGGUGGUGGGAUUAAUGGAGUUGUCUCAGCUGUUGAGGAUAGACCUGAGGUGGUCGAUGUUUCAAGAAAGGAUACAUCUCAGAGUGAUGACCCAGAUACUGGAGGAAGUGUUCUUUAUAAUCUUCUAUAUCCUAAUAAAAAGCUCCUUCCAGAUGAUAAAGAAAUGAGUAUAUUUGAUCAUCUAGAGGAGCUGCGUGAACGAAUUUUUGUAUCAAUUUUGGCAGUUGGUGCUGCUAUGGUGGGAUGCUUUACAUACUCCAAGGAACUUAUAAGGUUUCUUGAAGCUCCUGUCAGAACGCAGGGUGUUCGAUUUCUGCAACUAGCUCCUGGCGAGUUUUUCUUCACAACAUUAAAGGUAUCAGGAUACUGUGGCCUUCUUUUGGCGAGCCCUGUAAUUCUCUAUGAAAUCAUCGCCUUUGUUCUUCCUGGUUUAACAAGGGCAGAGAGAAGAUCCCUGGGACCAAUUGUUUUAGGAUCCUCUAUACUUUUCUAUGCUGGCAUUGCCUUCUCGUACUGGGUCCUUGCUCCAGCCGCCUUGAAUUUUUUCGUUAAUUAUGCGGAAGGAGUUGUGGAAUCAUUGUGGUCCAUAGAUCAAUACUUUGAAUUUGUGCUUGUGCUCAUGUUUAGCACCGGAUUGUCCUUCCAGGUUCCAGUUAUACAACUUCUAUUGGGACAAUUUGGUUUAGUAUCUGGAGAUCAAAUGCUCUCAAUAUGGAGAUAUGUUGUGGUUGGUGCUGUGGUUGCAGCUGCAAUACUUACACCCUCUACCGAUCCUCUCACACAGCUACUUCUAGCAGGCCCCCUUAUGGGUCUCUACUUAGGCGGUGCAUGGAUGGUAAAGCUCACUGGCCAGUGAUUGUUUUCAGAGUGUGUUAGAGCGUACGAUCUUCUCUCGGUGUUCAGUGCGUCCAAAGUUCUAAACUUCGAAGAUUACAUUCUAAUUGAGAAAAUAAAUAAAAAUAUUGGGCCAACUCUUCUAGUUGCGCCUCUAACCGUACUAGCUACCCAACCAGAUAAAAGGUCGAAUUCCGCAGGGCUGCAGGCACAAAAUUCUGGUCAAAUCUGUUAAAGGAAGUCUAAUCACAGCGGGCCCUUGUUCUAUCCAUUUGGAUCCCGGAAUUAAAGUAUCACAUAAACGAAGAAAACCUUCAGGAGCAUAAGGUAUUUUCACACAAAUCCGAGUGCUCUUUUUACUUAAUUGUUGUAACAUAUUCUCGUAGUAUUUAUUAUGUAAUGAGAGCUUCAAGUUUAUUUUCUCAGAUUUUUUGCUCAGUGGUUCAGAAUAAACCUGCCCAUCUGAGUGCCCUCACCAGCAUGUUUAUAUGGCUUUCAUCAGAAGAGUAUUGACCUUCAUGUUUCAAUUUCAUAUUUGUUAAUUUUCUUU
Molecule: messenger RNA, 1723 nt
Organism: Ilex paraguariensis (yerba mate)
Lineage: Eukaryota; Viridiplantae; Streptophyta; Magnoliopsida; Aquifoliales; Aquifoliaceae
Source: the annotation of a GenBank genome assembly